This is a messenger RNA of Oppiella nova, 1337 nucleotides long. The record is from the annotation of a GenBank genome assembly. Lineage: Eukaryota; Metazoa; Arthropoda; Arachnida; Sarcoptiformes; Oppiidae.
UCAGACACAAAGAUCACUCAAAACCAACCAUCGAGUGAGAGAGUGGUCAACGAAAAAGAGAACCUUUCAGUUGAAUCAUCAAAAUAUGGAUCAAAUAAAAGUGACGUGUCUUUAGAUAAACAAGAAUCUGAUGAAUCAGUUGUUGACAGAAGUGGUGAAACAGAACCUAAAGUACAGAAACCUGUAAUAAAAGGACGAAAAAUAUUACGGAAAGCCGACAGAAAUAGAGAAGAGAGGGCUCACGAAGAACCAGAUGUUUGUGAGGAUAAAGAGGUGGAAGUGUUGAACAAAUUGUCUGAAUUAGAGAUAUCAUCGGUUGAGGAGAAAGCUAUCCAAUCAAGUGAUUCACUAAUAAGUGAAAUGAUUGAAAGUGAUGUUAAAUCAGAAGAACCCAAAUCUGAAGAAACAGCUGUUGAAGGAAGUGAUGAAAAGGAGUGUAGAGUAGAGAAGACUGUAAUAAAAGGACGAAAACUAAUACGAAAAGUGGAUAGAAGUAGAGUUGAGACGACUCCCGAAGAAUCUAAUGUUUUCGACGAAAAGAAAACAGAAGUGUUGAGCAAAUUGUCUGAAUGUGAAGUAUCGUCGGCUGAGGAGAAAGUGAUUGAAUCAAGUGAUUCACCGAUGAGUGCGACCAUUAAAAGUGACCUCAAAUGCUCGGAACCACAGUCUGAUGCAACUACUGGUGAAGGAAGUGAUGCCUCGGAGACAAAAGAUAACAAAAAUAUAAUAAAAGGACGAAAAUUAAUACGAAAAGCGGAUAGACUUAGGGAACAGACGACUCACGAAGAAUCUGAAGUUUCUGAGGAAAAGAAAGCAGAAGUGUUGAGCAAAUUAUCUGAAGUGAAUCCGACCAACAAAUGGAACAAUUGGUUCAGUGAUAUCAAGUCGGCCGCAAUGACAGCCACGUCAACGACUGUUAACCACAUGAGCAACGCUUCCAAUAAGUGGUCGUUUGAUACAAAGUCGUUGCUGUCGGGCGCUGUCACCAUCACAUCAACUGUCGGGACUGGACUCAACUCAAUCGUUGAUAAUGUGAGUUCAGUGGUGGACACAGCCAUAGGUGUGCCCCCACCCGAACAAAUGGCUGCUCUCGUCACUCAAGACAUGGACUCCGAGACAAAUACUAGACUCGGAGGCCCUUCACAACAACCAAAUGAAGUGACAAAUGAGUCUUCCAGUGAAUCGAGUUUUAGGUCAUUAUUCGACUCAUUCAGUGGUAAGAAAACAACAGGUGCUGUAAUCCCUAACAUAAGUGAUUUUGAUAAACGAAAAUAAUAGGGAAUCGAAAUUUUAUUCAAACACUUCAAUGUUAUUCAAAUGGUUUUAUAAGAUUUAAG